Vespula pensylvanica (western yellowjacket) is the source of this 4530-nucleotide messenger RNA. RefSeq names its product mucin-19-like. The record is from RefSeq and is a predicted model, not a curated record. The transcript is spliced from 6 exons. Bases 69 to 4427 code for a protein of 1452 amino acids. NCBI's taxonomy places the organism in Eukaryota, Metazoa, Arthropoda, Insecta, Hymenoptera, Vespidae.
GACGACUCAGCAGCAACGAAGAUCAACGUAGAAAUUAAUAGUAGAAGUGUCCCGAAGAGGCUCAAGCCAUGCGGCCAAUCCUCUUUAUCCUGAUCUGCCUUACAAAUACGGCUUUUUCAUACUAUUCUAAAAAAACUCGAUUUGAUCGUUCGAUUAAUGACAAGUUAGAUGAGUCAAUCAACAAAGAAUGGGCUUUCACUGAUGAUCAAACGUUUUUCACCGCUUAUAAAGAUAGAAAAGAAAAUGCCUGUUAUCUGGAGAGAUUGAAAAAAGAUCAAAUAAAACAUCAUCAGGAUGUUUCGAUACGAUAUCGCGAAAAACAGAAUUCAAAAGUUCUUUAUGUUCCAAAUGAGACAUUAACAAAGCUAGAGGCAUGGCGUGAAGCAGGAGGUCGGAUCGUAGAUUUUUGCCGAGGUCGUAAUAUUUAUCUCCUUCAAGAAACUAAACCAAUCAUAGGAAAUGAUUUGGAUCCCUUCUUAAACGAGAUUCCAAUCGAUGAAAAUGAUAUCUCGUCGAAAAGAGUUGCUGAUAUUGUACUGAUACCGCUUCUCAGUCGAGCUAAGAGAGAAAUUCAGUUAGAGAAUCGGAAAAGAUUGAACGAAGAAUUUGAGAAAAUUCGAAUGCGUCGUCAAACGUCACAGUUUCGUGGAAGGUUCCGAGGACAAACUCAAUCGCAAUAUUUAAAUCUUGGUAACGAUGGACAAACAGAAGGCAAAGCCGAAGCGGAAGCAACGCAGCAGUCAUCUCGAGCAGUUGUUGCUGGUAAUCAUGGUAUGGGUCAAGCACAAAGUAUGUCUUCAAGUGGAAGUGGUUGUGAAGAGUGUCCAGGAUAUCAACCUGAUUAUGCUCUUCACGUAGAUCCAGGUAAAUUACAGAUUCAAGAUUUACCUAGAGAAGGACAAUAUGUGACUGGACCAGGUGCUGUUGGAACUCCAGGAAGAAUGGUAGAUUAUCCUGGAAGUAUGGUAUCUGGCACUGGACCAAUAGGAGGGGUUGAGCAAUAUCCUGAAGCUAUAGUUCCUGGAUCUACGGUACCAAAAACUACUGUCCCUGAUUGGCAAACUUAUCCUGGAGGUAUUCAACCAGGAACUGGAACAUAUCCCACUGGACCGAUUGGACCGGGAAGUGUAACACCAGGACAAUAUCCUGGUGGUGUUGUAUCAGGUGGAGCUUAUCCAGGUGCAUUUGUGCCAGGAAGUGUUCCAAUUUAUCCUGGAGGUGUCAUACCAGGAACACCAGGAACACCAGGAGGUAGUAGACCAUAUCCUGCUGGUACUGUACCGGGAACUGGUGUAAUGUACCCUGGUGGUGUUCCAUCUGGAACUGUACAAACUGGAGGUGAUGUAGCAUAUCCUGGUGGCAACGUAAUAGGAACGAAAGUAAUAGAUGGAACUGGAGUAUAUCCUGGAGGUACUGCACCGGGAAGUAUACCAACUGGAGGUGGUGUAACAUAUCCAGGUGGACCUGUAACAGGAACUACAACAACAGGAGGAACUGGAGUAUAUCCUGGAAGUCCUGCACCGGGAAGAGUGCCAACUGGAGGUGGUGUAGCAUAUCCAGGAGGACCUGUAACAGGAGGAACUGGAGUAUAUCCUGGAGGUACUGCACCGGGAACUGUACCAACUGGAGGUGGUGUAGCAUAUCCAGGUGGACCUGUAACAGGAACUACAACAACAGGAGGAGUUGGAGUAUACCCUGGAGGUAUUGCACCGGGAAGUAUACCAACUGGAGGUGGUAUAACGUAUCCAGGUGGACCCGUAACAGGAACUACAACAACAGGAGGAACUGGAGUAUAUCCUGGAGGUACUGCACCGGGAAGUAUGCCAACUGGAGGUGGUGUAGCAUAUCCAGGUGGACCCGUAACAGGAACUACAACAACAGGAGGAACUGGAGCAUAUCCUGGAGGUACUGCACCGAGAACUGGUGGUGCUAUACCAGAAACUAUAACAACAGGUGGUGGAACUUAUCCUGGAACUAUAAGAGGUACUGUAAUACCUGGAGGUGUUCCACCGGAAGCACUACGUCAACCUGGAGAACAUUAUCCAGCAGAAACUUCAAUUCCAGGGGUUUCUUAUCCGACCGGUACUGGAACAGGUGGAACGGUGACAUAUCCUGGUGGAGUUCCACCUGGAGUAGGCAUAACAGGUGUUGUUGCUGGUCCAGGAGUUCCUAUAGUAGGUGCUGGUGGGAUGUAUCCUGCUGGAAUUCCUGGUACUGUUAUUACAGAAAGUCCUGCUUAUCCCGGUAGAGUUGUCACAACAGAUGGAAGAGGAGUUUCUGGUGCAGGAAUUCUUCCUAAUAUUGUUACAGCUGCUAAAACAGACGUCGGUACUUCUAUAUCCUAUCCUGGAAUAUCACAUGGGAUACCGGGAGUUAGUGGUACUGGUAUCAUUACUCCGCAAGGUGGAGUAGCGCAACCGGGUAUGACUAGAUUUAUAACUCCAGGAACCGUAUAUCCAGGGGCGCCUUUACCAGGAAGUGGAAUGACUAUUACAGGUGGAGCUUAUCCAGGUUCUAGUGUAUUUUUGCCAGGAGGCGUUGGAUCUUAUCCUGGAGGUGUCAUACCAGGAACAGGAUCUACAGGAACAGGAGGUGUACAGUAUCCUCCUUCCGGAGUACUAUCUCCUGGUCAAAUUACAAAUAUUCCUGCGGGUGUUCCUGGUAUCUCUCAAUAUCCUACUAUUAAUCAAUACUAUCCAGGUGGAAUUGGCGGCCAAAGGAUUCCAGGUCAAUAUCCAGGAGGCACCGUAGAGGCGUCACAAUUUUAUCAAAAACCUAAAGAUACUUCGCUGACGAGUGCAGAAGAUGAUGGUGCAGAUACCCAAGCAUCUAGUUCCGUAAAACAAGUUGAUUCUGGUACAGAAGCAAGUGCAUCCGCCCAAGGUAAAUACGGACAGGGUACUGCACAAUCUCAAGUGUCCGGAAUUUACAGUGGUUCUGCAUCAUUUUCGGCGCAAGCUGGUACCAGUGAUAUUAAUAGAAGUGCUCAAGCCGAAAUAAGUGGCGGCAAAGACGGUGCUGUAAGUAAUGCAGAAGGUGUCGGUGGUCGUGGAAAAAGUCAAGCGCAGGUUCAAUUAAAUUCUGAUUCUGGUGCUACUUCGACGGGAGCUCAAAGUAGCGGUUGGAAUCAUGGAACAACUUCUCAGGUGCAAGCCAGUUCCAAAGGUGGAAUGGCAGAUGCACAAGCUAAUGGCGAAGGUAGCACUUCUAGUCAGGCACAGAUUGGAUUUCAGCCAUAUUUAAAAAAUGAUAAUAAAGUCGAAAAACAUUCUCUUCCCUUCCGUGGUGGAGGUACGGCGUCUGCUCAAAGUGGAACUCACAGAGGUCAAUCCCAAUCUCAAUUACAGGGAUCAUUUCAAUACGGUAUCACUUAUACCGGUGCUGCACAGGCUGGUUCAGGAUCAGGCGCAGCAGCUUCUAGAAAGCCAUUUAACUUCAAUCUUACUAAUCCUGAAAUUUAUAGGUCGUAUAAACCGAGUAAUAUACCAUCGAUAUUUAAAAACGACGCCACGGAAGUAACGAAUGUCCCGAGUGAUGCCGAUUUCAGUCGUAUUCAGGCACAACGGGGUUUACAGACAAGCUCAAGUUCUCGACAAACGGUUGUCAGUGGUGUAUCGAAAGAAAAAGUAGAAACUUCAAUCAAUAAGAAAGAACAAUCUAUGGACAACAAACACGCAGCAGCUGAACCAGUUUAUGGCGAGGAGGAAUACGAAGAUCAGUAUGAAGACGAAGAUUAUGAUUCACCUGUCGGACAAAAUCCUCCACCCAACUUAGAAACUUUUUCUUCUAAUAAAAAACUAGAAGAUCAACAUCAAUCGCAAAUGAUACAGAUCGGUAAUGCUAAUCGAUAUGAUGUUCGAGUCACUCAGGACUCAAAUAUUGCACAAGGAGGUGACAAAUUACAACCAGGUCAAUCCUUACCAGGUUAUACCAUUCCACCUGGUUUUCGUGGAAGAGUAUUGUCGAUUGCCGGUGAUGAUACAGUUGCUAAAGGCGAUGGAAAAGCUCAAUCGCAAACUGUUGCACUAAUUCCAGCGCAACCGAAUACUACUCUUGAAAACAAAUCGCUUGUUUCGGAAACACGAUCGCUUCAUAACAAUUAUCCUCGCUUUACAGGAACUCCUACUUCUAAAAAUAAUGGUGAUCAUCUAAACACUCCUACUCGAUCGUCCUCUAAUAGUUUUCUUACGCGUGAUUUGGACAAAUCGAUUAGACCUAGUUAUUACACUGUAACAAAUAGUGUCGCUGGUAAAAUAGAUGAUAACAAAAGCUCUCAAAAAAAAUACGAACAUCGGUAUUAUACUAAAAGUUCCACAUGCGGAUAUUUUACAUUUUCUUGCAAUAUCGUAUACGGUUCUAAUGGUAGAACAAAGAUUUGCAAACCUAAAGUACCAACAUAUCCCGAUGGUACACCAAUGAAGUGUUAAUUAAUCAUAUUGCGUAUUAGAUUAUUUUAUAUAUAUAUAUACAUAUUGUAUUAUUUUAUAAUAUUCACUAGUAAAAUUUUUAUUGUCCAUUUAGUAUAUAUAU